AUGUCUAGAAACUUUAGCAACCAACGGGGUGACGACUUCUAUAACGCGGCGCUUAACUUCUCCCCCAUUAACUCCUCCGCUCCAUCUCAAGUAUCUCACAACUCACCAUCCACACCACAGUAUCCACCCUACAUACCAUCACCAAACGAUUAUCAAUACCAACAAAGGCUACACUAUCAACAAUGGUUAUCCCAACAACAACAACCCUCAACCCAACCUCCACCACUAGUCGCGGUCCAACCACCACCACAGCCACCACCAGUCGCACCACAGCCACCACCAGUCGAUAUACCAGAGUCAUCCAUUCCAGAAAGGAAAGUUAAACGCAUGGCGAGUCGCAAAAAGGGAGAUGCAGUCGACCCACCCGAGACGAAGAAAGCUUGGACCGAGUUGGAGAUGAAGAUUUUGAUCGAGUGUUGGCUCAAUGCGUCUGAAGAUCCAGACUUUAGGACCGAUAGAAAGGGUGAUAUUUUUUGGGACACAGUGAUGGAGAACUACAAUGCACAAGUGGAAUUUCAAAGAAGGAAGAAUCAAAUGACGUCAAAAUGGAGGAAUAUUCGAGCCCAAGUUGCCAAGUUCAAUGCCAUUUAUGCCAAGUACAAUGAUAACCGAAUUAGUGGAGAAAACGACGCCCAAGUGAUGGAAGAGGCGCGACAAGCCUACAAAGACGAAGUUGGAGCCGCGUUUAACAUGUAUGAUUGUUGGUUACUUUUGAAGGAUAAGCUGUUGAUUCUCACGCCUUCCGCCGUUGAUGUUUUGGGUCGUAACAUGAAAAACCGAAGACCAGGAGUUGUGGAUCUUGAAAGUGAAGAUGAUGUUCCUGCCUAUGAACCCGUCAAUCUUGGAACCGAAAACGAACUCUUCGGGCCCGACCCGUAUGCGCGUCCAUCUAAAUCAAAGACUCCCCGCACUUUCACCUCUUCCAAUGCAGGUUCAGCUCGCUCAUCAGCAUCAGACAUCGCAGCACGACUAGAGAAGCAUUGUAGCACCCGACAGGAGAUUAUGGAGUCCCAGAAGGAGUCACUAGCUUGGAUACGCGAGGAAGAAACAAAAAGGACAAUGUAUUCGGCACCUUCUUUCAUGGGAACGACCAAGUUGGACGAAGAGGAGAAGAUGUUCAUAAAGGACGCGAAGAAGAAGCUCAUGGCAGAUUAUUCACCGUUGGUCCGAGGUCCUCACGGUGUUUAG
Messenger RNA from Erigeron canadensis, 1188 nucleotides. RefSeq lists its product as uncharacterized. The record is from RefSeq and is a predicted model, not a curated record. Bases 1 to 1188 code for a protein of 395 amino acids. Lineage: Eukaryota; Viridiplantae; Streptophyta; Magnoliopsida; Asterales; Asteraceae. The transcript has a single exon.